UGUAAAUAGAAACUGUUGGAAUUACCGGAAUAAAUACUGCGCAAAACUACACUUAUUAGCCAAUUCAUUAUUUGGUAAGGGAGGGAUGGUGGUAAGUUAAAGGGAAGCAAAUAUGUCAUUAGUGAAAUUCCUGUUUCAAUUUUCCAGUUUGCUGUUUGUAUCUACCGGUUACGUUAAAGGUUGCCUUAGAAGUUCAGGAAAUUCAAACAUUGACAAACUGACAUACAAAGUAAAUAACCAAACAAUUCCCGAAAACCAUAGACUAGAAUGUACAGAGAAUGAGACACGAACAUUAGCAUGUUUGAAUGGAGGAUCAUGCUUUGCUGUAUAUGUAGAAGACAGAGUAGUAGAAUGUGCAUGUUUAAAUAAAUAUAUUGGUAACCGUUGUGAAAUGAUAGACCCGGAAAUUAUAUUUGAUCAAUUAGCAAGAGAGAAAGAAGUUAGAAUUGGAUUCAUUUCCGGUUUUACAGCUUUAAUCAUCUUAUUAGUUAUCGUAAUUCUGAUACUUAUAUGGUGUAAAAUAAGAAGAAGAAAGAAACCAAAAAAUAGCAAAAGUAAAAGUUAUGAGGAAGUAGGUCAGAGCGAUCCAAAAGAGCCGGUAAAGAAAUUAGAAGUUGAAGCAAACAAAAAUGUAGAACAGCCAGAUAAAUUUCCUGACGAACCCGUUGAUUAAAUAGAACCAGCGAAUGCGAUAUAAACUGUUUUUUUAACGAAUGGAAAUAGCUUGAAGCAAUACCACUUUUAUUCGUAAAGAUUGCUUUGUUAGCGAGCGCUGAUUAUUCUAGCUUUAAAGCGGCACAGGAUAAAAUAAAACCAACAUUCAUUUUCUUCCAAAGACAUUGUCGUAAUUCUUUACAUAUUUUAUAUUUCAUGGAUACAAAGAUUAUGAAAAAUAAAGCCACAAA
Messenger RNA from Mytilus trossulus (common blue mussel), 905 nucleotides. RefSeq lists its product as uncharacterized. The transcript has 6 exons. Bases 113 to 673 code for a protein of 186 amino acids. Gene Ontology annotation, biological process: epidermal growth factor receptor signaling pathway. Lineage: Eukaryota; Metazoa; Mollusca; Bivalvia; Mytilida; Mytilidae. The record is from RefSeq and is a predicted model, not a curated record. Gene Ontology annotation, molecular function: receptor ligand activity; epidermal growth factor receptor binding.